AAGCCUUCGGGCAUGCAUUGCAUAAAACGGUGUUUGUGAUUUGGUUGGGCGGUUGGAAAAUACCCUUGGGAGGCAAUCGCUUGUACGAUUGUUGUCGGAGUUCUUGUUUUGAUGGGUGGCUUUGUGUUCUGCAUGGCCACGGUCUGGCGUUUGGGUUGGUCUUUUCUGCAGGUUGUUCUACUCCUAGUGGUUGAACUGACCCUCAGUCCUGAUCUCGCAUCGCGGCUUGAGAUCCGAGGUUGUAGGCCUGAAACGGCCUCCCAACGAUCAACAAAAGCCAGGUGUUUGAGAUUGGGCUGGGGGGAGGCAAGGUAGCGAGACUUAGAAUUACCUGCUUGAUUGUGUUAUUGUGGUGUAUUGUAGACGGAAGGAACUGGCACUGUAACGAAAUGAAC
Paraphaeosphaeria sporulosa is the source of this 395-nucleotide messenger RNA. RefSeq lists its product as uncharacterized. The coding region runs from base 133 to 315 and encodes 60 amino acids. NCBI's taxonomy places the organism in Eukaryota, Fungi, Ascomycota, Dothideomycetes, Pleosporales, Didymosphaeriaceae. The transcript has a single exon. The record is from RefSeq and is a predicted model, not a curated record.